AAAUUCCAAAACCCUCACAAACUCUCACACUAAGAGAGAGAGAGAGAGAGAGAGAAAGAGAGAGGGAGCCUAUAAUCGAAGAAAAUGUCAGGUUGGGACGAAGGAGCCGUCUACUACAGCGACCAAGCCCACUCAUGGCACGACGGCAACCGCCCCGGCGACCCCGACGCCACCGCAUCCAACCACACCAUCCAACAGAAAUUCAAGGAGUUCAUUCGCAACUUCAGUAAGAACGGUCUCUUCCCUUACAGACAAAACCUCCUCGACAACCCUAAGUUCCUCCUUGUCAGAUUUGAAGACCUCGACGAAUUUGCUCCCGAACUCUCCCCUAAGCUCGAGUCUUCCCCCGCCGACUUCUUGCCCUUGUUCGAAAGCGCCGCGGCGCAGGUUUUGGGGAGUUUGAAGACUAAAGUCACUGGCGACACCGGAGAGCUGGAAGAUCAGGUUGCCGGCGAUGUCCAGAUUCUGCUUACUUCCGACAAGGAUCCUGUAUCCAUGAGGUCGCUCGGGGCUCAAAACAUAUCGAAGCUUGUUAAAAUUGCUGGGAUUACUAUAGCUGCAUCAAGGACUAAGGCAAAGGCAACUUAUGUUACCUUAGUAUGUAAGAACUGCAAGAAAGGGAAGCAAAUUCCGUGCAGGCCAGGACUUGGGGGAGCAGUUGUUCCUCGAUCAUGUGAUCAUAUUCCUCAGGCUGGAGAAGAACCAUGCCCAAUUGACCCAUGGCUUGUGGUUCCUGACCAGAGCCAGUAUGUUGAUCAACAAACAUUGAAACUGCAAGAAAACCCAGAGGAUGUUCCAACCGGUGAGCUACCUAGAAACCUGCUCCUCUCUGUUGAUCGUCAUCUAGUUCAAACAGUGGUACCUGGCUCAAGAUUGACAGUCACUGGAAUCUUCAGUAUUUUCCAAGCUUCCAACUCUGCAUCUAACAAAGGAGCAGUGGCAGUUAGACAACCAUAUAUCAGGGUUGUAGGAAUGGAAGACACAAAUGAAGCCAAGUCUGGUGGUCCUUCUGCGUUUACACCAGAAGAGAUAGAAGAAUUCAAAAAGUUUGCAGCUGAACCUGAUGCUUAUAAAAAUAUAUGCUCCAAGAUUGCUCCCUCAAUAUUUGGGCAUGAUGACGUCAAGAAGGCUGUGGCCUGUCUUCUUUUUGGUGGGUCAAGAAAGAACUUGCCAGAUGGAGUGAAGUUAAGAGGUGAUAUCAAUGUGUUGCUUCUUGGGGAUCCAUCUACAGCAAAAUCACAGUUUCUGAAGUUUGUUGAAAAGACAGCUCCUAUUGCUGUCUAUACUUCCGGGAAAGGCUCAUCAGCUGCUGGUCUCACAGCUUCUGUAAUCAGAGAUACCAGCACUCGUGAGUUUUACCUUGAAGGAGGGGCUAUGGUCUUGGCAGAUGGAGGCGUUGUCUGCAUUGAUGAAUUCGACAAGAUGAGACCAGAAGAUAGGGUCGCCAUCCAUGAAGCCAUGGAACAACAAACUAUAUCUAUAGCUAAAGCAGGAAUAACUACAGUUCUUAAUUCUAGGACUUCUGUUCUUGCUGCUGCUAAUCCUCCAUCUGGACGAUAUGAUGAUCUUAAGACUGCACAGGAUAACAUUGAUUUGCAGACAACCAUUCUUUCUAGAUUUGAUUUAAUAUUUAUUGUGAAAGACAUCAGAAUUUACAGUCAAGACAAGAUCAUAGCUAGUCAUGUCAUAAAGGUCCAUGCAUCAGCUGAUGCAACCGCUAGUGAGAACAGGGUUUCUAAAGAAGAGAAUUGGCUGAAGAGGUAUUUACACUAUUGUCGGACUGAAUGCCACCCUCGUCUAUCAGAAUCUGCUGCAACAUUACUGCAGAACAAUUAUGUGAAAAUCAGGCAGGAUAUGAGGCAGCAAACCAAUGAAACUGGAGAAGCUGCUGCAAUACCAAUUACAGUAAGGCAGCUGGAAGCUAUUGUUAGGUUGAGUGAGGCACUUGCCAAAAUGAAACUAUCUCAUGUUGCUACUGAGGAGCAUGUGCAAGAAGCAAUAAGGCUUUUCACCGUGGCUACAAUGGAUGCUGCUCGGUCUGGAAUACACCAACAAAUCAGUCUCACACCAGAAAUGGCAAAUGAAAUAAAGCUAGCAGAAACUCAGAUAAAGAGAAGAAUUGGGAUUGGAAACCACAUAUCAGAAAGAAGGCUUAUUGAUGACCUCAACAGAAUGGGAAUGAAUGAAUCCAUUGUGAGAAGAGCUCUUGUGAUCAUGCACCAGAGAGACGAAGUAGAGUACAAGCGAGAAAGGCGCGUUAUAUAUAGGAAAGCAUGAUAUAUAUGCUUUCGAUCCACUGCUAGGUUGUAACUCAUCGUUUAGACUAAUAGUUCUCUUGUAAUAUUUUUCUUUAUAUUUAUUCAUAUAUUUCCCGUAGAAGGGUCCUUGUAAGCUUUUUUUUGUUUUAAUUGCUGUGACGUGUUAUUGCGAAGUUUUUUCUUGUGAUUUUAAGGUGAUAGGUUUAAGUCA
Arachis stenosperma is the source of this 2469-nucleotide messenger RNA. Its product is annotated as DNA replication licensing factor MCM5. Gene Ontology annotation, molecular function: ATP binding; single-stranded DNA binding; DNA replication origin binding. The record is from RefSeq and is a predicted model, not a curated record. The transcript is spliced from 18 exons. Bases 85 to 2277 code for a protein of 730 amino acids. Gene Ontology annotation, cellular component: nucleus; MCM complex. Lineage: Eukaryota; Viridiplantae; Streptophyta; Magnoliopsida; Fabales; Fabaceae. Gene Ontology annotation, biological process: DNA replication; DNA replication initiation; double-strand break repair via break-induced replication.